AUGGAAGACACGGACAUUAACUCUCUACCGAACGUAGCCAUACCUACUGACAGAUCCAAACGCCUACCAGACACGGACAUUAACUCUCUACCGAACGUAGCCAUACCUACUGACAGAUCUAAACUCCUACUAGACACGGACAUUAACACUCUACCGAACGUAGCCAUACCUACUGACAGAUCAAAACGCCUACUAGACACGGACAUUAACUCUCUACCGAACGUAGCCAUACCUACUGACAGAUCCAAACUCCUACUAGACACGGACAUUAACUCUCUACCGAACGUAGCCAUACCUACUGACAGAUCAAAACGCCUACUAGACACGGACAUUAACUCUCUACCGAACGUAGCCAUACCUACUGACAGAUCCAAACCCCUACUAGACACGGACAUUAACUCUCUACCGAACGUAGCCAUACCUACUGACAGAUCCAAACCCCUACUAGACACGGACAUUAACACUCUACCGAACGUAGCCAUACCUACUGACAGAUCCAAACCCCUACUAGACACGGACAUUAACACUCUACCGAACGUAGCCAUACCUACUGACAGAUCUAAACUCCUACUAGACACGGACAUUAACUCUCUACCGAACGUAGCCAUACCUACUGACAGAUCCAAACUCCUACUAGACACGGACAUUAACUCUCUACCGAACGUAGCCAUACCUACUGACAGAUCUAAACUCCUACUAGACACGGACAUUAACUCUCUACCGAACGUAGCCAUACCUGCUGACAGAUCCAAACUCCUACUAGACACGGACAUUAACUCUCUACCGAACGUAGCCAUACCUACUGACAGAUCCAAACCCCUACUAGACACGGACAUUAACUCUCUACCGAACGUAGCCAUACCUACUGACAGAUCCAAACUCCUACUAGACACGGACAUUAACUCUCUACCGAACGUAGCCAUACCUACUGACAGAUCCAAACUCCUACUAGACACGGACAUUAUCUCUCUACCGAACGUAGCCAUACCAACUGACAGAUCCAAACGCCUACUAGACACGGACAUUAACUCUCUACCGCCAUAA
Messenger RNA from Ylistrum balloti, 1044 nucleotides. RefSeq lists its product as uncharacterized. The record is from RefSeq and is a predicted model, not a curated record. Bases 1 to 1044 code for a protein of 347 amino acids. The transcript has 2 exons. NCBI's taxonomy places the organism in Eukaryota, Metazoa, Mollusca, Bivalvia, Pectinida, Pectinidae.